Messenger RNA from Pelobates cultripes (western spadefoot toad), 399 nucleotides. Lineage: Eukaryota; Metazoa; Chordata; Amphibia; Anura; Pelobatidae. The record is from the annotation of a GenBank genome assembly.
AUGUCGUGCUCAGCCACAAAGAGACGUGUUCAAAUGCAGUACAGCCAGGGAAGAGCACCACCUGCUGGACGAAAAGGAGAAUGCAUGCAGGUCAAGAAGUUGGCUCCAGAGAUGCAAGAAUCAGCUCCUGGGAAGAAAAGAAGAUGUAAGAAACGCCUGCCCUCCUCCCCUGUGCCUAUGGUGGGUCAGGGUAGAGUCAAGGGCCAGGCUGAGGACAGCAUAUCAAGAAUGGAAGACAGUUCGAACGAAGGAAGCGCAUGUUAUCUGGACGACAUGCCAAUCAUAGAAGAAAUAGAAGAGCAAGGCAGAGCUAGGACGUCAGGUGGGGAGUAUGAACGAAAUACUGCUGAACUGGCUAGGAUUAGUGAGGUGUUAGCAGCGGUAACUGGGAUGGUUAAG